Molecule: messenger RNA, 2027 nt
Organism: Diceros bicornis minor
Lineage: Eukaryota; Metazoa; Chordata; Mammalia; Perissodactyla; Rhinocerotidae
Gene: POLR2C
Product: RNA polymerase II subunit C
Exons: 9
Coding region: 33-860 (275 amino acids)
Biological process (GO): DNA-templated transcription
Cellular component (GO): RNA polymerase II, core complex
Molecular function (GO): protein dimerization activity; DNA binding; DNA-directed RNA polymerase activity
Source: RefSeq, a predicted model, not a curated record
GCCCGGGGGGCUGGCGCGCGGGGCCGGGCGCGAUGCCGUACGCCAACCAGCCGACCGUGCGCAUCACGGAGCUGACGGACGAGAACGUCAAGUUCAUCAUCGAGAACACGGACCUGGCGGUGGCCAACUCCAUUCGGAGGGUCUUCAUCGCCGAGGUGCCCAUAAUAGCCAUCGACUGGGUUCAGAUUGAUGCCAAUUCCUCAGUCCUUCAUGACGAGUUCAUCGCGCACAGGCUUGGAUUGAUCCCGCUCACUAGUGACGACAUUGUGGACAAGCUGCAGUACUCCCGGGACUGCACGUGUGAAGAGUUCUGCCCUGAGUGCUCGGUGGAGUUCACCCUGGACGUGCGGUGCAACGAAGACCAGACUCGCCACGUCACGUCACGAGACCUCAUCUCCAACAGCCCCCGGGUGAUUCCAGUGACAUCCCGGAACCGAGAUAAUGACCCCAAUGACUACGUGGAGCAGGACGACAUCCUCAUCGUCAAGCUGAGAAAGGGCCAGGAGCUGAGACUUCGAGCCUAUGCCAAAAAGGGCUUUGGCAAAGAACAUGCCAAGUGGAACCCUACUGCAGGGGUGGCUUUUGAAUACGAUCCUGACAAUGCCCUGAGACACACGGUGUACCCCAAGCCGGAGGAAUGGCCAAAGAGCGAGUAUUCAGAGCUGGAUGAAGAUGAGUCACAGGCUCCCUACGACCCCAACGGGAAGCCGGAGAGGUUUUACUACAACGUGGAGUCCUGUGGCUCUCUGCGCCCCGAAACCAUCGUCCUCUCAGCCCUCUCUGGACUGAAGAAGAAGCUGAGCGAUUUACAGACCCAGCUGAGCCAUGAGAUCCAGAGUGACGUCCUCACUAUCAACUAGCCGCACUCGCCGGGUCAGCAGAAAGGGCACCGGAGCCAGCAGCAGGAUUUCAGGUCUCCCCCUGGAGACUUCCAGCUUCGGCAGUCUGGACAGCUGUGGCUCAGGCUUCUUGGCAAGCCGCCAACUAGAAGGGUAGCAGUGGGGAAGGGGAGAACAUCCCAGCUGUGCUCUGUCCCAGCUAGAUUACCAGAGUGCCACUGGGAUUUGAGGCAGGACAGUAUUUACAUGUGGCAUCCCUGGCCCUGCCUGCCAACUGCCAGUAGUGCUCCCCAGAACAUCCCUGCUCCUCUGUGUCCUGAUGCGCCUGGAGGAGGCCGUACUGCUUCCCCAGUGAGAACCACUGAGCUGGACUCGCCUCCUCUUCUGAUCAUUUCAGCGCUUUACUUCAAACCCUUUCUGUCCAAAAGUUGGAAUUUUCACAGUUGUACCUUAGGUUUCCGGUGUUAGGGUUGAGUGCUAGAACCCUCGUUGAGGCUGCCUACAAUCCCUUCCAGUCCCUGCCCAGGGCCAGCCUACUGGCACUUCACUCAAAUUCCUGUGUCCCUAAUUAGAGAGCCCUUUGAGAAUAGUGUUAAGACACUGGCUGAUGCCCCCUCCCCGCAUAUAAACCUUGUAUUUCAUUCUCUACCCAUCAGUUACAAACUUCACUUGCCAGUAGUCCGAUUAUUUAAUUUGUGGGGGGAGCAGCAAGGGUGGCCUUGGUGAAGGUCUGGCCGUGACCCCUUAGCCCUGGAGGGAGGAACAUACCCAGAGUAGUCAAUAGGCAGCCUGGUGGGAGGCGUCUGGAGAGAACGGAUAUCCAGUACAGAAAGGAAGGGAUAUUUAUUGAUCAGCAGUUGUCUUUUUAAAAGUUUUUAUUUUUGGCAAUAAAGAGCACAACAUAAUCUCCUUCAUGCAUCAUCGUGCCACUAGCUGAGCCAGUCAGCUCUGCCUCCCUCUCCAGGGCCUUUGGCUGCGGGCUCCCUUCUUCAGGCUGGCAUACUCCUCUGGCUGGUCGCUCCCUGGGUCAGGUUCAGAGCUGAGCUGGCUGCGGCCGCCUCCCUGGCUCCAGGGCUCUGUCAGAAGGGGCCUCUUGCUUUAUCAUCCUCCUGUCAGGACUUGAAUAGUGGUUAUUUACAACAAGGUCUGUUCCCACAAAUCAGAACCCUAAAGUAUUAAAAAAAGAAA